AUGACGUCGCCAUGCAAGCGCCCCGGUCUGCUGCUCGCAUCGUGCUUCAUCUCCAAACCGCACCCCGGGUAUUUUUGUCGACUGACCGCCUUCGAGGACUACGACGCCUUCUACUGCGCCGUCGUCGAGGCCGCGCACCCGGCGCUCAAGCAGCUGCCGCUGGCCGUGCAACGCAAAGAAGCAAAUCAUAGUCACGGCUUGCAUAAGCUGCAACUCGUCAAAGAAGCAAGGCGCCUCUGCCCCGACCUGGUCAUCGUGCUUGGAGAGGAUCUGACCCGCUUCCGCAACGCCUCCAAGGACCUCUACCGCUUCCUGCGUCAGUUCUCGUGGAAUGGCCGGGUCGAAAGACUAGGUUUCGACGAAAUAUGGCUCGACGUGACGGACCAAGUCGACUAUAACGUCAAUCUGCUAAAUCAACACGACCUGACCAACGCCUACUUUUGCUUAUCCAAGGACGACCCGACCCACGGGUUUGCCUUUGACGCUACCCGCUUUGCCGGCAAUACGUAUCCCGCCUCGGGCGAGCUGAGUAAUGACGACUCGUUGCGGUUGCGCCUGCUGCUUGGCUCCCACCUGGCGCGCCACCUCCGAGCCGAACUGGAACACCAAAAAGGUUAUACCGCCACCGUCGGCAUUUCCACCAACAAGCUGCUGGCCAAGCUCGUCGGCAACGUGAAGAAGCCGCACGACCAGACGACGCUGCUGCCGCCGAGCGCCACCGAGUUCGUCGAUGGCCAUGACAUCGGGAAGAUCCCCGGCAUUGGCUUCAAGCUUGCGCAGAAGCUUCGCGGCUUCGUGCUGCAGCGUCCCGCCGCUUUCUCCGACGGGCUCGUCUACGGCGGCACAGAAGAACGAGUGACUGCUGGUGACGUAAGGAAGCACGUGGGCGUCAGCGCCGAGAGGCUCGAAAGAAUCUUAGGAGGCCCAGGAUCGCCUCAUGGGAUCGGCGCCAAAGUUUGGGGGCUGCUUCAUGGCGUCGACGACUCAGAUGUCGGCCAGGCACGCGACGUGCCAAGGCAAAUUAGCAUCGAGGACAGCUACAUCCGGCUGGACACCCUGGACGAGGUCGUCAGAGAGCUGAAGAUGCUGGCCGUCAGCCUUAUGAAGAGGAUGCAUCUCGACCUGCUCGAGAGCGACGACGGAGAGAUCUGCAAUUCUAGUCUUCUUCCCUCGGCUGCAGAAGCCCUUACAGUCAGAUCUCAGCCAGCCAAGCAGCGCUGGAUCGCACAUCCCCGCACCCUGCGCCUGUCUACGCGUCCGCGCCCACCCGUCGACCCCGCCACAAACUCCCGGCCGCGCACUUUUGCGCGCGUAUCCAGGUCCACUCCGCUUCCUAAUUUUGUUUUCAGUCUCACCACUCCCGCCGACGCGCUUGCCGAGCGUCUCGUCGACGAGGCGCUGGUGCCGCUUUUCCGCAGACUGCAUCCGGAAAAGAGCGGGUGGGAUCUAAGCCUUGUGAACGUCGCAGUGACCAAUAUGGCAGAGUGUGCAGGCGACACAAAGACCAGCAGCGGGCGAGACAUUGGCGCAAUGUUCAAGAAUCAGGACAGGGUACUGGCCCAGUGGAGGGUGGCAGAGGAGGGUGUCGCACCAGACCCCAGCGACGAUCAUGUCACCAUCGGAGAGACCGAAGGUGGAGACGGCUUUGCUUCCGAGGCUCGCCAUGAUGAGGCUGAUGAAUCUCGCACAAAUUUUCCUUCAUCGCGAUUUCUCUCACACGAGUCGGAUUCCGCCGUAGACGCCCGUCGCACCGGCUCCGAAGACCUUCUAGCCUCCUCCCAAGACAGCCGCGCCACGCUCGACGAAGACGAGGCUGUUUGCUCUGACGAGGCUGAGGUCUGCGACUUCUGCGGCGCGCUCAUGCCGGCAUUUGCUAUGGCGGCUCAUGCGAGGUUCCAUGCACUAGGAGAAUAG
This is a messenger RNA of Lasiodiplodia theobromae, 1914 nucleotides long. Its product is annotated as DNA-repair protein. Gene Ontology annotation, biological process: translesion synthesis. The record is from RefSeq and is a predicted model, not a curated record. The coding region runs from base 1 to 1914 and encodes 637 amino acids. Lineage: Eukaryota; Fungi; Ascomycota; Dothideomycetes; Botryosphaeriales; Botryosphaeriaceae. Gene Ontology annotation, molecular function: damaged DNA binding; DNA-directed DNA polymerase activity. The transcript has 7 exons.